Molecule: messenger RNA, 292 nt
Organism: Merops nubicus (carmine bee-eater)
Lineage: Eukaryota; Metazoa; Chordata; Aves; Coraciiformes; Meropidae
Product: ankyrin repeat and SOCS box protein 13-like
Exons: 2
Molecular function (GO): protein binding
Source: RefSeq, a predicted model, not a curated record
CUGCAGGUGGAUGCCAGGAACAUCGACGGCAGCCCCCCGCUCUGCGACGCCUGCGCCUCGGGCAGCAUCGACUGUGUCAGGGUCCUGCUGUCCCAUGGUGCCAAGGUCAACCCUCCCCUCUACACAGCCUCACCUCUCCAUGAGGCCUGCAUGAAUGGUAGCUCAGAGUGUGUGCAGCUCCUCAUCGAUGUGGGUGCCAACCUGGAGGCUCACGACUGCCACUUUGGGACUCCCCUGCAUGUGGCCUGUGCCAGGGAGCACCUGGACUGUGUGAAGUUGCUGCUCAAGGCAG